Vanessa tameamea is the source of this 539-nucleotide messenger RNA. RefSeq lists its product as uncharacterized. Bases 55 to 420 code for a protein of 121 amino acids. Lineage: Eukaryota; Metazoa; Arthropoda; Insecta; Lepidoptera; Nymphalidae. The transcript has 4 exons. The record is from RefSeq and is a predicted model, not a curated record.
AUCGAUAGUGUAAGGUCAUCUUUAGAUUAACAUACAUCCUAUCAAAAUCGAAAUAUGUUUACGAAAACGAUGUUUUUAUUUGUGAUCCUGGUGUUGCAGUGCACACUAGGAUUCCCACAGAAUGCAGGAUUUAAUCCAUCUGGUAUAGCAGGGUCCUUUUUGAAACCUAUAAAGGACGUUAAGGAAAAACAUAUCAUGCCGGUCGUAGGUUUAUUUCAAGAACCAUUAGGUGCUUUUUCUAAAGCGUCGCAUGGAAUUCUAAAGAGGGCUACAGAUGAAGAUAAGUCUAGCGGUAUGGCAGCUGGAAAGGAAGCUAAAGAUAAACACAUACAGCAUAUCUUUGGAUUAUUUGGAGAACAAAUUGAUAAAGUUUCUAAAGUGUUCGAUAUUUUUGGUUCUCAAUCUUCAAAAAAGGAGUAAACUACAAUUAAAAUCAAUGAAACGUUUGCUAUUAGCAGCAACAAUGACGCAAUGAAUAUUAUUAAAAUACACAAUGAAAACACACAUAAUUACGUUCCGUACGUGCUCAUGAAAUGGGC